Molecule: messenger RNA, 627 nt
Organism: Mesorhabditis belari
Lineage: Eukaryota; Metazoa; Nematoda; Chromadorea; Rhabditida; Rhabditidae
Source: the annotation of a GenBank genome assembly
AUGAAGGCUGAGCAAAGCGCUCCUUUCCUCAGUGUCGCCCCGUUUGAGCUGCCGUUGUGUGCUCCAGGGGUGCGCUCCAUCGGGCUCCUCCCUCUCUUCACAUCACCAAAGAGAUCCCGAUGUAACAAUCUGCACGAAUCAAUCUCUUGCCGGCUGAGUGCUGCUCGUGUUUCAUCCCAGGGAAAACCUGGCAAAAAAAACAAAACUCGCUUUGUAUCGUUGAAAGUACGCUACGCGGAUCUGGGUAGAGCAAAGAGAAUGAAUGCAUCUGUCGGGUUAGACAAUGCACUGGGUUUCCCAGCUGGUUUCCGAUUGCAGGCUAGCAUCGGCCUUAGAUCUCUUGAGCUCAGAAAGUUACCCAUCGAGCCUUGCGAGCGUUUAAUCUGUUUUCUUCGAGAAAAUUCUCCGUGUAUAUGUGUGUAUUUUUAUCCUAAGUUGAGCCGAUGGCCGAAACCGUUGACGGGGUUACGUCGCGUGUCAGUCACGCCUGGUUUGGCGGGUGUAAUCGCAGAAGACUCGAGAUCGCUUCUCGCCGAGACGCGCCGAGCAGCGAAUACUCAAGGACUGAUUGGAAAAGGCACAAAAAAAAUUCAGAAAAUCAGAAAAUCAGAAAAUAAUGAAAAAUGU